AUGAAUAUACCGAUGAGAGAUCCAGUAAUCCCUGGGACAAGCAUGGCUUAUCAUCCUUUUUUACCUCACCGGGCACCGGACUUUGCCAUGAGCGCUGUGUUGGGACAUCAGCCUCCCUUCUUCCCCGCUCUGGCUUUGCCUCCCAAUGGGGCAGCCGCCCUCUCCCUUCCCGGGGCUCUGGCUAAACCCAUCAUGGAUCAGUUAGUGGGGGCUGCAGAGACUGGUAUCCCCUUUUCUUCCCUGGGUCACCAGGCAGCAGCCCAUCUGAGGCCUUUAAAAACUCUGGAGCCAGAAGAAGAGGUGGAAGAUGACCCGAAAGUGCAUCUGGAAGCCAAAGAGCUUUGGGAACAAUUCCAUAAAAGAGGCACGGAGAUGGUGAUUACCAAAUCGGGAAGGAGAAUGUUUCCUCCAUUUAAAGUGAGAUGCACUGGACUGGAUAAAAAGGCCAAGUACAUUUUAUUGAUGGAUAUUGUGGCGGCUGAUGAUUGUAGGUACAAAUUCCAUAAUUCCCGGUGGAUGGUAGCCGGCAAAGCUGACCCUGAAAUGCCAAAGAGAAUGUACAUCCACCCGGACAGCCCGGCCACCGGCGAACAAUGGAUGUCCAAAGUCGUCACCUUUCACAAGCUGAAGCUCACUAACAACAUCUCUGACAAGCACGGAUUUACCAUCCUGAACUCCAUGCACAAGUACCAGCCCCGGUUCCACAUCGUCCGAGCAAACGAUAUCCUCAAGCUUCCCUAUAGCACGUUCAGGACCUACGUUUUCCCGGAGACUGAAUUCAUCGCAGUGACCGCAUACCAGAAUGAUAAGAUCCCCCAAUUAAAAAUUGACAACAACCCCUUUGCCAAAGGUUUUCGGGACACCGGGAAUGGAAGGAGGGAAAAAAGGAAGCAGCUGACCCUGCAGUCCAUGCGGGUGUACGACCCGCCGUCGGCCCCUCCAGCCUCAAAGGAAGUGGUUACAUUUAAAUCCCUGGCCGAGCGGGAAACCUCUCUGUCCCCUCUCCCAGCCCGGCGGGGGUUUAGGGACGUGCAGCGCCGGAUCCCAGCCCCGGGCUCCCUUUGUCUUGCAGAUCUUUGCCCCAGCGAGGGAGACAGCGAUGCAGACAGCAAAGACGAUCCCUUGCUAGAGGCCAACGAGUCGGGCAAAAUCAGCACGACCACCGCCACCACCCCAGCGCCGGCCAGCUCCGCCGCGGCCGUGGGAGACGACCCCCGGGAGAAGGGGGGCAGCCCCUCCAAAAGCCACUUUUUCCCCGGUGACUCGCCCGGCAUCCCGCAGCUCCAGAUUUCUGCGGCCGGACCGAGGGUGCGAGGCCGCUUCCCUCGCUAG
Messenger RNA from Egretta garzetta (little egret), 1332 nucleotides. It is a transcript of the gene TBX3, whose product is annotated as T-box transcription factor 3. Gene Ontology annotation, molecular function: RNA polymerase II cis-regulatory region sequence-specific DNA binding; DNA-binding transcription factor activity, RNA polymerase II-specific. Gene Ontology annotation, cellular component: nucleus. NCBI's taxonomy places the organism in Eukaryota, Metazoa, Chordata, Aves, Pelecaniformes, Ardeidae. The record is from RefSeq and is a predicted model, not a curated record. The transcript has 7 exons. Gene Ontology annotation, biological process: positive regulation of cell population proliferation; heart looping; cell fate specification. The coding region runs from base 1 to 1332 and encodes 443 amino acids.